AUGCCUGGAUUGAGUUUGCUGUUGCAGACGGAAAUAGCUAAAUUGUGUCCAAAGGAGAAAGCUUUUUGCAUAACAAAAGCUUUUCAGGGUCAAUGCUAUGGUAGCAGUGUCAAAGCAGAAACUUUGAAACGAACAUGUCCAUGCGCUUGUGACGUUGUUCAUUACGAUCGAAUUCAGUCAUGUUGCAAAACAGUCGGUCGACGAGAAAUGGAAUUUUGCUUGCCACUUUGUAGAUAUAAUACUACUUUAGAUGAGCUCAAUUCGGGUUUGGGCUAUAAAUGUGUCUCCCAGCUAACUACAUGGGCCUAUUGCGCCGCUGAUGUCGGCGAUAACACUGUUUGCUGCAAGAAAAAAGGUAUCGCCACAGAAUGUUUGAGUUUUUGCAAAGGUGAUGUGCCAACAUGCGAUUUACAAAGUCUUUUCACAUAUCAACCCUGCCUGAGAUAUAUCGAAACGAUCACUCAUUGUCAUAUGAAAAAUUUGCUCUCAGUACCACGAUGGAAUCCAAAUUGGGCAGCUCGUUGUGAUUGGGAUGAAAGUGAUUGA
Messenger RNA from Acanthocheilonema viteae, 546 nucleotides. The record is from the annotation of a GenBank genome assembly. NCBI's taxonomy places the organism in Eukaryota, Metazoa, Nematoda, Chromadorea, Rhabditida, Onchocercidae.